Molecule: messenger RNA, 4397 nt
Organism: Paramecium sonneborni
Lineage: Eukaryota; Ciliophora; Oligohymenophorea; Peniculida; Parameciidae
Source: the annotation of a GenBank genome assembly
AUGAAUUAAGAUGUAAUAGAAAAGAAUGAUGAAGAUGAAUAAAAAAUAGAAGAUUAGAGUAUUUUUAAUAUAAAUAUGAAUGUUGAAAUAAAGAAAGGAUAAUUUGUAGCAUUUGUUGGAAAGUAAUAUAAAAAAUAAAUAAUUUUAGUUCUGCAUCUGGUAAAUCUACAAUAUUAAGAUCAAUUUUAGGGGAAACUGAGAAAUAAUAAGGAAAUAUUAUAGUAAAUGGAACAAUAAGUGUUGCAACUUAAGAACCUUGGAUUAUCAGUGGAAGUAUUAAAAAAAAUAUAACUUUUAUGAAUUCAUUUGAUAGUGUAAAAUAUAAAUAAAUUAUUAAAAUUUGUGGAUUAGAAAGAGAUAUUGCUUCAUUUAAAAAUGGAGAUGAUACUAUUUUAGGAGAAAAAGGUGAUAAUUUAUCAGGAGGACAAUAAAAAAGAAUUAAUCUUGCUAGAGCCAUUUAUAAUGAUGCAGAUAUUUAUUUACUUGAUGAUCCUACUAGUGCUUUAGAUAUUAAAGUUAAAUAUUCAAUACAUUAAUAAUGUUUCUCAUAAUAUCUUAAAAAUAAAACUAGAAUACUUUUUACUAAUUCAUUAUCUAAUCUAUAAGAAUGUGAUAUUAUUUAUAUUAUUUCUAAUGGAUAAAUUAUAUAAUAAGGUAAAUUUCAUUAAAUUCUUGGAUAAAAUCUUAAUUAAUAAUAUUAAUAAAAAGAAGUUAUUGANUACUUUCUUCUUGCUAACCAUUUAUUACCAAACAUUCUAUUUAAUUUUUUCCUUAAAACUAGGAUCUAAAGCCUUCAGCUACAAGUAUGCUACUUUUUGUUAUCAUCUAACUUAUUUAUAAAUUGAUACUUUCACUACUAAAACCUUAUUAGUCAUUUUAUAUUUGCCUCCUGAGUGUUAAGUUAUAAGGAGCUUUAUCAUAAGAAAUUCUUUUAAAAACUUUGAAAUUUCCAAUAUUAAGAUCAAAACACUACUCCACCGGAGAAUUAAUAAAUAUGAUGUAGGUUGAUAUACAUUAAGCCUCAAAUUAUUUUUAUUAUGCUAUAAUUUUAUUUACAGUACCAUUAUAACUGUUAAUUGCAUUCAUAGUCGUUUUUCUUACUUUAAAAAGCUAAGCAGUUAUUCCAGCAAUUGGGUCCGUAAUUUAAGCAGUAAUUGGGAUACUAUUUGGAGUUUUUUAUGGGAUACUCUAGAAAAGAUAUAUGGUGGCGAAAGAUAAUAGAAUGAAGGCUGUUGAUGAAGCCUUAAACUACGCAAAAUAAGUAAAAUUGAAUACUUUUGAAGAAUUUUUUGAAUAAAGAGUAUUUAUUAUAUUUAUAUAUUAAUAGAUAAGAUCUUAUCGUGAAAAAGAAUUAUAGUAAUUGAAAAACGAAGUUUAUAUGAUGAUUUUUCUUCCCCUUAUUUAAAGUAUAUUUGCUAUUCUAACUUGGGAAGCAGUUUUUUUUUUAACAAAUCCUAUUAACUUCACAACUAUUAAUAUCAUGAUGUCAAAUUACUCUAACAUUUCUAAUAUUUUAUCUAAUUUACCUUAUUAAUAUAAAAGCUUUUAAGUUUCAAGAAAUUCAAUGGCUAGAUUAGAUAAUUAUUUUAAAUAAAAUGAAUGUAAUAAAAUAGAAAGAUUAAGUGAGAAUGUUAAUUUUGCUAUAAAAAUAAAUAAUGGUAUAUAUAGUUGGAAAAGUAAUGAUAAAAUGAAUUAAGAUGUAAUAGAAAAGAAUGAUGAAGAUGAAUAAAAAAUAGAAGAUUAGAGUAUUUUUAAUAUAAAUAUGAAUGUUGAAAUAAAGAAAGGAUAAUUUGUAGCAUUUGUUGGAAAGUAAUAUAAAAAAUAAAUAAUUUUAGUUCUGCAUCUGGUAAAUCUACAAUAUUAAGAUCAAUUUUAGGGGAAACUGAGAAAUAAUAAGGAAAUAUUAUAGUAAAUGGAACAAUAAGUGUUGCAACUUAAGAACCUUGGAUUAUCAGUGGAAGUAUUAAAAAAAAUAUAACUUUUAUGAAUUCAUUUGAUAGUGUAAAAUAUAAAUAAAUUAUUAAAAUUUGUGGAUUAGAAAGAGAUAUUGCUUCAUUUAAAAAUGGAGAUGAUACUAUUUUAGGAGAAAAAGGUGAUAAUUUAUCAGGAGGACAAUAAAAAAGAAUUAAUCUUGCUAGAGCCAUUUAUAAUGAUGCAGAUAUUUAUUUACUUGAUGAUCCUACUAGUGCUUUAGAUAUUAAAGUUAAAUAUUCAAUACAUUAAUAAUGUUUCUCAUAAUAUCUUAAAAAUAAAACUAGAAUACUUUUUACUAAUUCAUUAUCUAAUCUAUAAGAAUGUGAUAUUAUUUAUAUUAUUUCUAAUGGAUAAAUUAUAUAAUAAGGUAAAUUUCAUUAAAUUCUUGGAUAAAAUCUUAAUUAAUAAUAUUAAUAAAAAGAAGUUAUUGACUUUUAAUUUGAAGAUAAGCACUAUAAAUAAGAAUCCCCUGAAAAUUAAGAUAUAAGAUCAAGUUUAAUUCAAACUGAAGAUUAGGAAAAAGGAGCUAUAUCUAAUUCAGUCUUAAAAUAGGUUUUCAUCUACUUGGGUAAAUAUGUUGCUCCUUUGUGUAAUGUACUUUAUUUUAUUACUGUUUUGGGUUUCUAAUUAAUUGGAAAUAAAUAUAUGGCCCAAACAAACAUAAGUGAUGAAGAAUAUAGAUAAUUAGCUUUAGUAUAUUUUCCUUUGAUUUAAUCACCUAUUCUAAUUGCAAUCAUUUUAUUAUGUACAUAUUAUUUAAUUAUGGGCUUAUCUACCUCAAGGAAAAUUCAUAAUUCAGUUAUUCAUAGUUUAUUAAAUGCCUCCUACACUAAAUUUUAUAAUACAAUUCUUAUAGGAAGAUUGAUGAAUAGAUUAAGCAAAGAUAUUUAUAAUAUUGAUUUAUUAUUUCCAAAUGAAAUUCAAAAUUUAACAAUUUAAAUUACAACAUUAUUACUCCCAUUAUUUGCUUGUUUUCUAUACUUAAACAUAGUGGCAAUGCCUUUUUUAAUAAUCUUUUUUAUUAUUCUCAUUUAUAUAACAGUAAUUUACUAUAGAUGUUUAAGAGAAAUAACUAGAAUUGAAGCUGUAUCAAAGAGUCCUGUUUUUUCUUUUUUUUAGCAGAUUGUUAGAGGAAUAAUUUAUGUUAGAACUUGCCUACCAACCGAAAAAGUGGUAAUUUAAUAACAAAGAAAUGUAGACAUUGAUCUUGGUAAUUAGAUCAAUCUAUAUGGUUUUUAAUAUUGGUAUUAAUAAUUAGCUGGAUCAAUUACAAAUAUAUUUUAAGCUUUACUAUUUGUUAUUUGUGUAUUUAUAAAUUUUAAAAUAGUUUAUUUUUCCAGGACAGACUUAAGAAAUGACAAUUAUGGUUCUAACUUAGAUGCAAGCUGUUUCUUAAUUGCUACUAAAUGCGUCCAUUUCUUACGGAAAUAUACAAAUGUAUCUUAUUAGUUUUGAAAGAUGUUUGCAUUUAGCUAAGUAUUUUAUUUUUAUAUUACAAAAGUAAUAUCGAAAAAGAAGAAAGGUCUAUUUCUUUAAUUACACCUACUGGUGAUGAAACUGAUAAUAGUAUGGAAAAAUAAAAAAAAGAAAUGGAUGAUAAAUCGGUAAAAUAGGAAAAUGAAAACGCUGAGUCAAAUAUUGUUCUAAAACUUGAUAACUGCACAUUUUAAUAUAGAUCAAACUCUAAAUGUGUUUUAUAAUAAUUAUCGCUAUAAUUAUAAAAAAAAGAAAAAGUAAAACAUUUUCUAAUUUUAGAUUGGAGUAGUUGGAAGAACAGGAGCUGGAAAAAGCUCGAUAAUUUUAGCUUUGACGGCUAUUUUAGAGUAGAUUGAAGGUUCGAUGGAAAUAGAAAAAAAGAACAUCAAUCAUUAUUCAAUUAAUGAACUAAGAUAAAAAUUUGGAAUAAUUCCUUAAGAUCCACUUAUAUUUAUGGGAACUUUAAAAUAAAAUUUAGAUCCUUUAAAUAAAUAUGAGGAAUUUUAUAUUUAAGAUAUAGUUCAAUAAUGUGGUUUAUUAGAAAUGCAAAGCUUUAAAUAAUAAGGAUUGAAGAGUGAGAUUGGUUUAUCAGGUAGUAAUCUAUCUUUAGGAGAAAAAUAAUUAUUAAAUAUUGUUAGAUGCAUUCUAGAAAAUAAAAAUAUAGUUCUAGUCGAUGAAGCUACAUCUAAUAUUGAUUCAUAAACUGAAGAACAAGUUAAAAAUGUAUUUUUAUUUUAAAAUUUAUUUAGUUAUUUGAAAAAUAUUUUUCAAAUGUUGCAAUGAUAUCAAUUGCUCAUAAAGUAACAACAAUAAUGAAUUCAGACAGAAUUAUGGUAUUAAAUGAUGGAAAAAUAACUGAGUUUGAUCAUCCAUAAAAAUUACUGGCUGAUCCAAAUAGUGAAUUUAAAAAAAUUAUAGAUCUUAUAAAACAUUCUGAGGAGCUUUGA